Messenger RNA from Malassezia japonica, 4029 nucleotides. It is a transcript of the gene ESP1, whose product is annotated as separase. Gene Ontology annotation, biological process: meiotic chromosome separation; proteolysis. The record is from RefSeq and is a predicted model, not a curated record. Gene Ontology annotation, molecular function: protein binding; cysteine-type endopeptidase activity. The transcript is spliced from 2 exons. The coding region runs from base 1 to 4029 and encodes 1342 amino acids. NCBI's taxonomy places the organism in Eukaryota, Fungi, Basidiomycota, Malasseziomycetes, Malasseziales, Malasseziaceae. Gene Ontology annotation, cellular component: cytoplasm; mitotic spindle; nucleus.
AUGCACGCCGCGCGCAUCCUGUGUGGCCUUCAGUUUGCAGAUGGCGUGCCGUCCACUUACAAUGCAUGUGCCACGUACCUGCAACGUGCCGCAGGGCUGGCUGGACACGGUGGCCCAUCCAAGCAGCAUUAUGUCUCUGAAGUCGCAUUCCACUACGGCAGUCGCCUGUAUGCAUCUGGGCAACAUGGUCACGCCGUACCUUUUUUGCGCAUUGCCUGCGACACCGAGGGGCUGGAUGACGAGGGCACGCGAGCCAAGUACGUGCGCAAGUGCCAGGUCCUGGCGGGCGCGUACCAGCACAUUUCCGAUUACCACAACGCGUACGACACGUACUGUCGUGGCCUCGCACAGGAUCAUGCACUGGAUGGAGCUGCCGAGGCGGCCGGCCAUGCUUUGCUACCCGCCGCACUCGAGACAGAGCCGCUUGCACUGAGUGCUGCGAUGGUCAAGGGCGUCCUACAAUUAUCCGUCUAUUGCCUGCUCUACCCCCAGGACCUCUCCCACGAGAAAAGUCUUGCACACCAGCUCAAGCGCCUCGACCUCUCGCCUGCCUCGCGCGGUGCGUGGCUCGAGUAUGCUGCGCACUCCAUGGAGUCUAUGCUCCUCCGCGACGAGACGCCAAAAGCGCUGCAGGACGUUUUGCAUGCAGCCAUACCGUGCUAUUCCCCCACCGAAUACCCCCUGCGCCGCGCCCGCGUGCUUCUCAAAUUGCACCUAUAUGAUACCCUCCGCGACACGCCGAACGACGACAAGGCGAUUGCCGCAUGCCUCGACAGGCCGCUCGUCAAGGACGCAGGGCUCGAGGCAUGGCACGAAGAGCUGCGAUGCACAAUGUACCUGCAGAAUGUGAUUGCCACCGUUUGCUUGCACGCUUCCAACGGCCCCAAGCUCGAAGAAGCAGCCAAACUGCUGCAAGAGGCAUGUGCACGGCUCAUCAAAAGCACCCAGCGUCCGAGCGAGGAGCGCGACAAGGAACCUAUUGCACGGACGCGCUCUGGGCGCUCGCGCGGACCAACACCGGUUUCUACGCGGGUGACGCGGUCGCGUGCGGCGACGCCCUCGGAAAAGUCGCGGCCUUCGACGCCGGCACGGUCGGCCAGCACGCUAUCGUCUUCGACCCCUCCUCGCAAGGGAAGUGGCGAAGGAGCCGCGCCAAACACUACGCCUAUCUUCCCGGUUGCAAAGCUGCUUAGUGCUGCGUGUGAUGCCAUGGCAUACGUCGGCAUGGACUAUGCCUACUUUGACGCCCUCCGUGCACUACAGCGCCUGACAAAGCAAAAGCUACCGGCGAUGCAUGCAGAGGCCACCGCCCGCAUUGUUGUGCACCUGGUCUCGCUGCGAGCUGGUGCCGAUGCUUGUUCUACAGCAAAGUCGUGUGAGAAAGAGACGGCGCCGAUGCUCUUUGCUGAUAUGAUGGGCAAGGUCCAGGCGGGAGAGACGAGCGACAUUGUCGCGCAGUACGAGCGCGGAGUGCAGCUCGCCCAAUCGUCCCUCCCGGGAGCGACGUCGUCCUGGGAGCGCGUGUCGUCCAAGUGCACCGAGUACGAUCUGCAAGCGCAGGCCGCCUUGGCUUAUGCCAGUUACUGCGCCCCUCAAGGCCAGUACACAGAGGCCCUGAGCGCGACUCUCCAGGCACUGCGCACAUACCUGCGCAGUGCCAUGGUCCUAGCCAAGGCAGCCGCGCCGGACCCGGACGUCUUUGCCACCAAAGAGGCCCCCGGCAAGCGCUCGAUCCCGCGCUACGCCAUGCUCGAGCUCCGCGCAUUGCAUUGGCGCGUCGCCAAGUCCUUGUCGUGCACCUAUCUUGCGCUGAGCCGCAUGUACGCCGAGCGCGGCGCCGUACGCGAUGCGAAUGCAUUUGCCCAGGAAGCCAUCGACUUUAGCGAGCAGCACCGCGCGCCGCUCCUCCGUGCUGCGGCCUUGCUGUGGCGUGCUGAACUUUAUGGCUCUCAGCGUGAUAUGGAUGCGGCCCGCGUCGCAUGGGCAAAUGGCAUGGGGCUGCUCGGCACAAUCCCCAGUGCCCAGGCGGUCCACGCCAAGGUGCUCGCGGCCGAGUGGAGCGGAGAAUAUGGGAAUGCAUGGGCCGAGGCAGGCGAGGCGUGGUCGGCACUGCAGCAGCUGUUUGGUGCAGACCUUCUGCGCGACCUGUACGUGCGCAUUGCCUGUGCAACGCUCGAUGACGACGAGCUGAGGGACACAGUCGCCCAUGAGCUUGCGUCGGUCACGCUUGCCGAGCGCUCUCUCGCCUAUGCCGAGAGCGAGAUGCGUGCAGACGCCGUGUGGGCGAUCCUCCCGGAAGCAGCGCGCGCUCUUCCCGGAGCAGCUCCUCGUCCCACGACGCGGGGCCAGGCGUCGCUCGCCAAGAACGUCAAGGCAUGGCUCGACGAUGCCGAGGACCUGCUUGCCCCACUUCACAUUAACGAUGCGCGCCUUGCCCGCCGCGCGCUGCGUGCGCAGUGCUCCCUCUCCCUGCUUCGCGCGCCGUUCUGUGCCAGCGAAGGUGCAGCAAAGAUGGCCACCGAGGCGGCCGUGUCGCUCAAUGCGUCCGUCUCGGUGAGUGUACGCCGUGCGUAUGUCGAUACGGCUGCGCGGCGGCAGCAGCCGGCCAAGGUUGACUGGUUUGCGAUCCGGCCACCCCCCCGGCCCGUCUCGCCCUUUUCGCAGAGCGUCGCAGGGGUGUACGACGCACCUCUGCAGCCUCCGUCCAACAGUGCCGUGCUGACGCUUGCGCUCUCGAGCGAUCGGUGCGAGCUGCUCCUGUCGCGCCUCGGCGGCCAUGCACCGACCGUCUAUACACUCCCCAUCGACCGCCAGAGCCGGCGCGAAGGCGAGGAAGAGCCACUUACUGCUGAUGCAGUGCUCACCGAGCUGCGUGCGAUCCUUGCGGCGUCCAAUGCCGGUGUCCAAGGCGCGAAAGACGUGCAUGCGCUCGAGGCGCGCAAGGCGUGGUGGACCGAGCGCCGUGCGCUCGACGAGCGCCUGCGCGAGCUGCUGCAGAGCAUCCAAGACACAUGGCUCGGCGCGUUCCAGGGCCUGUUUGUACCGUGGCCCGACGUCCCGCUGAGCGGUCUACGCGACCAGGUCGUGCGUGCGUUUGACCACGCGCUGUCGGGACGCAUGGCACACAAGCACAGAGUGCUGCUGCCCGAUACGGCCCUUGCGUGCCUUGCUGCGCUGCCGACUGACUGCACGGCCGAAGUGCUCGAGGACUGGGCGCACUUUGUGAUGGAUGCGACGCAGCUUGCCGGCGUCUCGAUCGCGCAAGACGAGGUGGACCUCGACGAGCUGUGCAGCGACCUGCGCAGUGCGCUGGACGAGCACCAGGCAAAGCGGCGCAAGGACCCCGAGCGCGACGAGCACCUCUACCUCGUACUCGACCGCGAGCUGUGCGAGAUCCCGUGGGAGUCGAUGCCGAUCCUGCGCGAGCGCUCUGUGAGCCGCGUGCCCUCCUGGGAGUUUCUCGCCGCGCUCACGCCCGCUGUCCGCACGCUCGACCGGCAGAGCACCGCGUACCUGCUCAACCCCGGCGGCGACCUUGUGCGCAGCGAGGCGCGGUUCGCCGGUCUGCUCCAAGCGCAGCCAAGGUGGCAAGGCACGAUUGGGCGUACACCCGUUAUUGACGAGGUCGCGCGUGCGCUGGCGACCAAAGACACGUUCCUCUACUUUGGCCACGCGGGCGGCGAGAUGUACGUGCAGCCGAUGCAGCUGCGCUCGCUCGGCCAGUGCGCGACGUCGAUGCUGUGGGGCUGCUCGAGCGGCGUGCUGCGCGACCACGGCGAGUACGAUCCCAGCGGCACGCCGUACGACUACCUCGUCGCGCAGUGCCCCGCGAUGCUCGCCAACCUCUGGGACACGACCGACAAGGAGCUCGACGGGGUGUGUGAGACGGUGCUGCGUGGCGUAGGCCUGUUUUCGCCGGCUGCCGCCCCGCUCUCGCGUGCCGUUGCCGCCGCACGCAGCGCGUGCAAGCUUCCCUACCUAACCGGUGCGGCGUGCGUUGUGUACGGUGUGCCGGUGCAGUGGCAAUAG